This is a messenger RNA of Sinocyclocheilus rhinocerous, 2718 nucleotides long. RefSeq names its product arrestin domain containing 3a (gene arrdc3a). Bases 203 to 1447 code for a protein of 414 amino acids. The record is from RefSeq and is a predicted model, not a curated record. Gene Ontology annotation, biological process: protein transport. The transcript is spliced from 8 exons. Gene Ontology annotation, cellular component: cytoplasm. NCBI's taxonomy places the organism in Eukaryota, Metazoa, Chordata, Actinopteri, Cypriniformes, Cyprinidae.
AUUUCGCUGUCUUUCAUUGCAGACCAUCAAGCCUUCACCGAGACGCGGUAACAGCAUCGUUUGCUGUUAUUCAGCUCUCGCAUCUCAAUGACACUAUCCAGUGUUAACUCUCGCUUUUUUUCAUAAGAGAUUAUUUUCAUAGACUUUGCAUUGUGGUUUUGUUUUGUCUACAGAACUUUGUACAUUUUAUUUUCUUGCCACCAUGGUGCUAGGAAAGGUGAAGAGCUUCAUUGUAAGCUACGACUGUCUAAAUGACAGCAAUGUCCCUGUUUUCUCCAGCGGGGACUCCGUCUCAGGAAGAGUUAUUAUUGAAGUCACCGGGGAGAUUCGUGUGAAGUCACUUAAAAUACAUGCAAAAGGAUUCGCAAAAGUUCGUUGGACAGAAUCACGAAAUGCUGGAUCCAACACUGCCUACACUCAAAAUUACACAGAAGAAGUGGAAUAUCUGAAUCAUAGAGACACCCUUAUUGGCCAUGAGAGAGAUGAUGAUAACUCAGAGGAGGGACUCACCACUAUUCAUUCAGGAAGACAUGAGUAUGCAUUCAGCUUUGAGCUUCCACAAACACCUCUGGCUACCUCGUUCGAAGGAAAGCAUGGCAGUGUGCGCUAUUGGGUGAAGGCUGAGCUGCACAGGCCGUGGCUUCUGCCCAUGAAGACCAAGAAAGAGUUCACUGUCUUUGAACACAUUGACAUCAACACUCCUCUUCUGCUGUCUCCCCAGGCAGGAACUAAAGAAAAGACGCUAUGCUGCUGGUUUUGCACCUCAGGUCCAAUCUCCUUAAGUGCCAAAAUUGAACGGAAGGGUUAUACUCCAGGGGAGUCCAUUCAAAUCUUUGCUGAAAUUGAAAACUGCUCCUCGCGUAUGGUUGUGCCAAAGGCUGCCAUUUACCAAACACAGACCUUCUUUGCCAAAGGGAAGAUGAAGGAGAUCAAGCAGUUGGUGGCCAACAUCCGAGGCGAGUCGCUUUCUUCUGGCAAGACGGAGACAUGGAAUGGAAAGAUGCUGAAGAUUCCCCCUGUAUCUCCCUCCAUCCUUGACUGCAGUAUCAUUAGAGUGGAAUACUCACUCAUGGUGUAUGUAGACAUCCCAGGAGCCAUGAACCUGUCUUUAAACCUGCCCCUGGUGAUUGGCACCAUCCCUCUCCACCCCUUCGGUAGCCGUACAUCUUCUGUGAGCAGCCAAUGCAGCAUGACCAUGAGCUGGUUAGGCUUGGCCCUCCCUGAGAGGCCUGAAGCUCCUCCAGCCUAUGCAGAGGUGGUCACAGAAGAUCAGAGGCAGAGCUGUCUGGAAGUGUCGUCAGGGCGGGAGAACUUUGAUGGCCCGCUAUUCGCUUAUAUCCAAGAGUUCCGCUUCCGACCCCCUCCACCCUACUCCGAGAUUGAUCCACAUCCAGAUCAAGCCACAUCAACUGCAGAACACAGACUCGACACCUGCCCGUCACGCUGAGAAAUGCAUGGCAUGAGUCCAAAGCGAUGGGCUUUAGGAGCUUUCACUUUUGUUUAUCUCCCGAUGACAGUGAUUGGUCACUUUGCUGUCACCACCGAGAGAAAACAAUCCUCUAUGGGAAAACCCAGAAGUAAGGGCGCAGAGAGUCACUUUCAGUUCUUUUGAGGUCUGUAGUGUUCAUUGAUUGUGUUUCCUCAGUCGAUAAUCUGCUCUUGGUAACAUGCUGUCUUGACGCUCUUGCGACAUUGCCUCGCCAACUCGUAACCCGAGUGUGGCUUUUGUUUGAUUUUCUCCUGUUCACAUGGACUUCAUUUUCAGUUCUAAAUGUAGAAUGCCUUUAAGCCAAACGUGGUUUGCUUGGUGUUAAAUUUGUUGCACAUGUUGUUUGAUCAAGGAGCAACAGUCCAGCUCAUGCCACUCAUGUGCGUGAUGGGAGCAGAGAGAUAAAACAGGGUGGGGUCCGGGCAGGCAGCCUGAAGAGUUUGUUGCCUUUCUGUUUGUAGUGUGUAGCAGUGCAGGCUUCAAGAUUGCACUGCUUGAAAAAAGCACUCAAGUCUCAGGUGAUCUUCUCACUUGCCAAAUGAUGAAAACAAAAAUGGUGUAGAUUAUGUUUUGAUUGCACUGUUUCAGUUCAAGGUAGGAGACUAUAGAAGGAAUUUCAGAUUCAAUUUUGAAAAACAGAUUCAAUAAAGAGAGGAGAUAUGCGCAAAGAUGCAAGGCAGCUUUCAAAGACUUAUGACAUUCCCUUUUUGUCCUGCUGCACCAGCAGCCACAAUGUUUCUUCAGAUCGGUGAAGCCAGAUGUGACCCAAAGGAUGGCACAAAUGCUUGAAAAGCCAAGCUGGGUAGCAAAACAUCCAGAGACAUCCGAAUCCAGUUGAAAUGAGUUGUACAUUUGUUUUUAAAACUCAUUCAACUACAGAAGUAGUUUAGGCUCUGAUCAUGCUUGGCCUUCAUUAAGCACUUUUUUUACUGAAAUAAAACUGCUCAUGUCUGGUUGAGGUCUGGAGAAACAAUUUAAACAAUUACCAAUGUAGAUAGUUAAAGUAGUGUUUGAAUUUGUAGAAUUACUCAUGUCUGCAUACACAGCGUGUUUGUUAUAUGUUCAUCUGUAAUGUUAGGGGGUUUAUGAUUCGACAGCAAAGUGGUCUUAACAUAGUGGCCUUGAUGAACUGAUCUUAACAUGCUUUAUCAUUUAUGCUAUCCUCAAUAAUCAUCAUCCUGUUUUCUUUCAGUCCUAGAGAUUACUGUUUAGUUUAAAAGGACAAAAAG